UACGAGCGAGGGUGAGCGGGAGAGGGAGAGAGAGAGAGAGAGAGAGAGACGCGGAGUGGGAGAACAAGCGGUUCGCCUCAUUCCGCUGCUUUCUCAGCAUCCAUUCUGUGAGUCCCUGUUUUGGAGAGGCAAGAGCGACAUAACGGGCAAAUUGGAGACGGAAAAGGGGGAAAAUCCAUUGAGGAGGAAGGAUAUCGAGGAAAAUAACACAUCAUCAGGGCUUACUGGCAUCCAUCAUCACCCAAUAUAGCUUUCGCAGAGGUGCCUGAAAGUUUCCACCUGGGGGGGACACCCUCCCCUUGUUGUGGGGGAUGAACAGCGGAUGCUGAAUUUCAUUCCUGAAGGCAGGAGGAGAGCUGUGAAGACCGGCUGGAUUCACUUGCAGUGGAGCUGGUAGUGCGCACCAGAAGAGAUCCUACAGUGCCUAUUGCUCUCUCUUGCUCAGCCUCUCUCACACGCAUUUUCCAGUAGAACGCACAUUAGUUCACUGUGCCAAGGUGGAAUAUCUGGGGAAACGACCCAAAACUAUUUCUCCUGAAGCAGGGAAGUAAAGGGGGACCUGAUUAUGCACAGAAUCAAUGGACAUCCUCAUCAUAUAAAGCUGAAUCUGUGUAGGCACCUAUCCGCUCUUCUGGCAGAAAGCAGACAUGCUCUUCGCCUCUGUUCCAGUAUGACCCUGGAGUAAGUGACCUGUGAAGGGAGUCACACGGGGAUUUUUCAAAAGGACUUCUCUGCUUCUGUACGAGUGUGUGUGGCCGUCUGACAUCGGGAAGCCCAGCAGAUAAAAGACAGAAAAUUGGGACGACCACAUCAACAGAGGAGAGAGAAGAAUAGGCCAUGGCUGAGGGGAUGAUUACUUCUCAAAGUGAACCGUGACAAAAUGGUCGACUGUAUGAGCAAAGUCAUGCUGCACACGGUCGUCUCAUGCUGGCAACCAUUCCUGGGGCUGGCCCUUGUGGCUGUCUUUGUGGGCUCUACCCUGGGAUGUCCCUCACGCUGCGAGUGUUCUGCGCAGACCAAGGCAGUUGUCUGUCACCGCAAGCGCAUGCCCACCAUCCCGGACGGCGUGCCAACAGAGACCAGAAUCCUGGACCUGAGCAAGAACAAGCUGACGAUGAUCAAUCCUGAUGACUUUGUGAACUUUCCUGGGCUCGAGGAACUUGAUCUCAGUGGAAAUAUCAUCAGUUAUGUUGAGCCUGGAGCUUUCAACGCCCUGUUUACCAUGCACUCGCUCAGUCUCAAGAGCAAUCGUAUCAAGCUCAUUCCCCUGGGAGUCUUUUCAGGUUUAUCUAAUCUUACCCGGCUGGAUAUAAGUGACAACAAGAUUGUCAUCCUCCUGGAUUAUAUGUUUCAGGACUUGCACAAUCUAAGGUUUUUGGAAGUGGGCGACAACGAUCUGGUUUACAUUUCUCACCGUGCAUUCAGUGGACUUUUGAGCCUAGAGAUUCUAACCUUAGAAAGAUGCAACCUCACAGUUAUUCCCACUGAGGCCCUCUCCCACCUGCACAAUCUUGUCGGCCUCCAUCUACGUUACCUUGGCAUCCACACUUUGCAUCCUUACUCAUUCAAAAAGCUGUUCAGGCUGCGGCAUUUAGAAAUUGAUAAUUGGCCUUCGCUAGACCAUGUGCCAGCCAAUACCCUGCAUGGCCUCAACCUGACAAAGCUGUUUAUAACCAAUACCAACUUGUCCUCCUUUCCUUACCAAGCCCUGAAGCAUUUGCCCUACCUGACACACCUCAACCUGUCCUACAACCGCAUCAGGCACAUUGAAGGAGGGAUGCUCAUGGAGCUUGUUCGCCUGCGAGAGCUUCACCUGGUUAGUGCUCAGUUGACCACCAUCGAGCCGUAUGCCUUCCAGGGUCUACGGGGGCUAAAAGUCCUCAAUGUCUCUCACAACCGACUGGAUACACUGGAGAAGGGCGUUUUUCAGUCCCCUGAGGCUCUGGAGGUUCUUCUGAUUGACAACAACCCAUUGGUAUGCGACUGUCGUCUCAUGUGGAUCCUACAGAAAAGGCACUCCAUCUUCUUUGGGGAUUCACAACCGGAGUGUAGUACACCUGAAGGUAUCCGAGGAAGACCUUUUAAGGAGUUUAAGGAGACUCUUCUGUCUUAUUACGUGACAUGCACCAAGCCAAAAAUUCGUGAGAAUAAAACACAAACCAUCACUGUGGAUGAGGGCCAGCGGGCGAUGUUACGCUGCAGUGCUGAGGGGACACCACGACCCACUGUGUCCUGGCUGUCCCCUCGGCGACGUGUCCUGACAAGUAGGAGCCAUGGUCGAGUGACCGUCCACAACAACGGUACACUGGAGAUCAAGUCAGCAGAAGUACAAGACGGCGGAGUGUACCUUUGCCUUGCAUCAAACACUGCCGGGAAUGACACCCUGAUGACUUCAUUGGCAGUGAAAAGCCUGGGAUCACUGUACGCUAACAGGACCCAGUACUACACAGAUCCCAGCAACACCACUGCCAAUGGGACGACCGGUGUGACCCUCGGUUUGGACCUAAAGACUAUUCUAGUGUCUACAGCAAUGGGUUGUUUUACGUUCCUGGGAGUGGUCUUGUUUUGUUUCCUGCUCCUUUUUGUUUGGAGCAGAGGAAAAGGAAAACAUAAAAACAACAUAGAUGUUGAAUAUGUGCCUCGGUCAAAGUCUAAUGGCACCAAUGUUGACUCGGCAGAAGGACAAGCUGGUCCUCGUCGUUUUAAUAUGAAAAUGAUGUGACUUCUUUUGUACAUUCGAGAUUCUGGAUUGUGGAAAUGCCCAAAGUACAGUGUAUUUUUUUGCGAAUAGGACUACUGAACUUCCCAAUACUGCAGGGAGAGUGAAAAGGUCUGGGGCUUCAUCAAGAGGAACAGUAUCUUAAAUCGGUGGAUCUUGACAAAAUGCUUGGAUACUGUGUUUCAUAAACUGAAAUGUGUAGGUGGACUUCCUCUUAAACAACUGACAGCGGACAACCUCACACGGACGAGGAGUGAAAACUGUUGGCGCCAAGAGGACCUUAAGGUAGUAGGUGUCAUUUAUCAGCUUUUUGAAAUUUAUAUACCCAAAAAGAAACCUUCAGUUUUGGGUUGGAUCAACAGACUGCUGAACCAUGUACAGUACAAAUUUGUAUCUGAGCUAUUAACCUACUUUGUUUAGUCUUGCUCCAUGCUUACUCACUGGACAAAUCAAUGAAACUGACCAUUUCCUAUGUUCAAUACUUUGCAUAUGUGUACCUAAUGCUUCAUUUUGUACAUGUAUGUACAAAUUCAUUCAAAAGAACUAUUCAUAGCAAUAUUCAUGGGCCGCAUUAGCCAAAACUGAUAUAACCCCACGUGAACAUUCUUCAGACUUUUGAAGUUUCCAUGGAUUCAGGAAGGGCUUUUAUGGGUGAAUAUCUGUCCCUGCUAACCCAACCAACUCCUAGAUAUUAAUACAUAUAUAUUAUUUAUCAAUGACAAUAGGAGAAAAAAAAUAUUUAUGAGAAAUGUUGAGUAUUUUUCAAAAAAUCCGUCCUCAAACACCGUCCAGGAUCGAACGUAACAGCAGGAUGAGCAUAAAGAUGACCCAGUAUUGGUCAAAGUACCGACACGAACCACCUUUCGUCCUAUUUUGUCUCUUUUUAUUCCUUUAACUGUACCUUUACUGGUUGGCAAACUACAUGUGUCAAUUUUACUACAGUGACAUUUGCAUCAUUUUCCCCAGUAGGAAAUUUGGACUUUGUUGUGGUAGUUUCUCAUUUUGUUGUUGAAUCAUUUAGAUUGUGAAAACUUCAAAAGUAAAAAGUAAAAAAAUGUAUGUGAAAUAAAUGAAGAUGUAUUUGUA
Messenger RNA from Hippoglossus stenolepis (Pacific halibut), 3805 nucleotides. RefSeq names its product leucine rich repeat and Ig domain containing 2 (gene lingo2). The record is from RefSeq and is a predicted model, not a curated record. Gene Ontology annotation, molecular function: protein binding. Bases 881 to 2722 code for a protein of 613 amino acids. The transcript is spliced from 5 exons. NCBI's taxonomy places the organism in Eukaryota, Metazoa, Chordata, Actinopteri, Pleuronectiformes, Pleuronectidae. Gene Ontology annotation, cellular component: plasma membrane.